AUGUUCUAUCAUUUUGGUCUAAUUGAUCCGGAAAAGUAUGUUGCUUUCAGAUAAUCUAAUCAAAAUUUGUAUUUUACAAAUGUAAUUUUUAUUUAAAAAUCCUCUUUUUUCAGGUUGAAUGUCUUGAGACAAAUGGAUCUUAAAAUCGAGGAUCAGGAAGACAGAUAUAGAAAUGUAAGUGACCCAGAUCUAUAAGGUUCCUUCAAAAAUGUCAAAUUACAGUACACUGUGACCUAUGUUUUGCCCCUUUCAAAUCAUGACAAUUCUUCGCUUAUGCUCAUUGCUGCAUUUUAUGCGUUGUUAUUCAUGUUCGGAACUUGUGGAAAUGCGGCAAUUCUAGCGGUGGUGAAUCACGUCAAAAGUCAGGAUUUAAGGUAAGUCAAAUUGAUGUCAUUUUUCUUUCUUGAGAAGGUAUCAUUUUGGCCUAGCUUGUGAAAAUUAGUGAUUUACUCUAAUUAUUAGUUUGCUAACUAGUUAUUAGCUAUGAAAAGAGCUGAACUGAUUUGUUAGAAUUGUGAAUCAAAAUUUUCAGAAAGUUUUCAGAAAAGGGACUUUUCCCAUUUUUGAAAGUUGGGCCCUUUUUCUCAGAACUCCGUGCAUUUCUCACAAUGCACUACAGUAGUCCAAUGAUUUUGUGUCUGAAAAAAAUUAGAUUAUAGAAAGAAAAAAGUUUCUCAUUUGAAUGAUUUUUAUUUGGGAUAAAAAUAACUCGGGUGGUCUUUGGAAUCAAGCUGAACUUUUUGAGGAAAUUGAAUUGGAAAAAUGAUGUAAUUCGAAAAAUAUAUGACAUAAUAUGUAUUCUCUAAAGUGAGGAACAUGCGGUUACUGUAACAAAAUUACUGUAGCUCAGAAUUUAGAUUAACAUUUUCGAAAACUCAGUGUCAAAACUUUCAAACUAUAAAUUUUCUUCAAUGAAACAAGUCAUAGGGAAGUCUUUUAAAAAUUGUUUCAAAAAUAAUCCAAGCCCCCUCAAUUUUUCAAUUUGCAAAAUCCGAAAUAGUUUUCAAAAAAAAUUAAUUUUUCUCAACUCUUAAAAAAAUUCCCAUUACAAUCUGAGUUCAAAAACUUCCCAAAAAUGUCUAGCUUUCUCAGAAAAACCAGCAUCAACAAAUGCUCAAAUUCCUAGAACUUGAUUUUAGAGAUUAAUCCAUCGAUGCCUCAUGCAUUUUCCGAAGCCCCAAAAUGUUUCUGUUUCUCAUUAAUUUUUUCUUGAAUAGAAAAAAACCAGAUUUCAAAAAUCUACAUCAAAACCACCUUUUUUUGCAGAUCAAGACAUAAUACAACUCUAACUUAUAUAUGUAUUUUGAGUAUCGUUGAUUUUCUAUCAAUGUUACCGAUUCCAAUGACAAUUAUUGAUCAGGUAUAGAAAAUAAAUUCUGGAAUUUUUCAGAAAUAAAUUGAGAUUUUAUAGAUCCUUGGAUUCUGGAUGUUCGAUACUUUUGCUUGCAAACUUUUCCGUCUUCUCGAACACAUUGGCAAAAUUUUCAGCACCUUUAUUCUGGUCGCCUUCUCAAUAGAUCGAUAUUGCGCAGUUUGUCAUCCACUUCAAGUAAGUUUCACUUCCUCUUUUCCAGAAAACAUUUUUUUUCAGAAAAAAGUUCUUUUUUUUUACCCACACAACACAAUAAGUCUAAUAAGCUAACUCGUGAUUAUAAUCAUCAAUAAUACAUGAUAAUUUUGAAUGAGAUUUUAUUAGUGUGAAAAAAAAGAGUGAGGAGAUGUAGGCAUAGAAAAAAAGGACAAUGGGAAAAUUACCAUAUGAUGUGCACUUUCCGCUUUGUUGAGUUUGAAAAACAACCCCCGAUUCAUAUGCUUUUUAAUCAAGUUUUUUUUGGAGAGUUGGUAACAUAUAUCACAAAGAUUUUUUUGAAGAAAUAUCAAGAUUGCUUCUGGAACAUGACAACUAGAAAAAAUAAUAUUUUUGAAAAUUAAAUCAAGAUACGGUUUUCAUCAUGUUGGAAAGAUGAAACCAGGAAAAAGAAAAGUCGGAAAAUUUUUUGAAGUCUUCAAAUUCAAAAUUUCAGCACUAAAUUGGUUGUGAAACUUAAUUUUAUCUGGAAUUUUUUCAUUUACAGAUGAUUUAGUAACUGUUUGAGAUUCCAAGAAUCAAAAUAUUUUUUUUCAAAAUUCAGACUUCAAAACUUGGCCGAUUGUGAAGAUAUUACUACUAAAAAUCACUUUCCGGAAAACCAGAAAAUGGAAUUUUCUGUGAAAAAAUCGGAAAAUUCUGAAAAUUUCGACCUAAAUAGCCUAGCUCAAAAACUUGUAGGUUUCAAAAGUAUGAAUUCACAAAAAAAAGUUUUAUUCUGAUUUUUUUAUUUUAGAAAUUGAAACUGUAGAGUUCAAAACUUCAACACACAACAUAAUAUUCAAAUCACAUCAUAAUAAAUUCCAUGCAAUUGUCGCCGCGAAAAUAAUUCAAUUUGUCAACCUUUUGGAAAAAUUUAAAAUUCCCUCAUCACGCGGAAACGUGACAGAAUCAAAAAUUCCACGCAAUCCGAAAUUUUUUUGAUCUAUAUUGUGGUACGAGAUCAAACAUAACUUUCAGAUUCGGGUCCGCAAUCAACGAACGGUUUUCAUAUUUCUUGGUGCAAUGUUUUUGGUAACCUGUAUUAUGUUGUCUCCGAUUCUCCUCUAUGCUCAUUCAAAAGAGCUCAUUAUGCAUGAAAAAAUUGAUGUGACUCAAGAAGUUAUCACAAGAAUGCAUUUGUAUAAAUGUGUUGAUGAUUUGGGACAAGAGUUGUUCAUUGUUUUCACGCUCUAUUGUUUUGUUUUGGUAGGUUUGAUAAAACAAUCUGAUUGAUUUGCUAACAAUUUUGAAAUUCAAAAAAGGCUCACGAAGAAAGUGGAGAUUUUCAACAAGACAAGCAUGUUUCUGUACAGUUUUUCACGCGGAGAAAGAUCCAGUUUUCAUUUUUUUCUAAGCGACUCUCUAUAGAGCCAAAAGUGGAGAAUUUUUGAAAUUUUGGUGUUUUGAGAGCAUGUUAGAAUAUAUUUUAUUAAAAACAGAGAACAAGCAAUGUUCAGGAAGGUUGAUUUACCAAAGUCAAAAAUUUUAAAAUCCUAUUUUCUGACCCACAGAAUUGUUUUCUGAAUUUGUGACUUUGUAAAAUCGGCCGUUCUGAACAACGUGAUGCAUUAAAUUUUUAAAGAAAAAUUCCAAAAAGCUUUUAAGCUUAAAAUUAAAAUUUUUAGGCUUAUUUAAUGCCCCUACUCUUCAUGAUUUAUUUCUAUUAUGAAAUGCUCAUCCGACUGUUCAAACAAGCAAAAGCAAUCAAACAAACAUUAGCCGGUCGACGAAGUAACGAAGAUAAAAAAUUGCAAAUUCCAGUCGGCCAUAUUGCUAUUUAUACCUUGGCAAUUUGCUCCUUCCACUUCAUCUGCUGGUAAAAAACAUUUUUUUUCAGAGAAUUCAGAUAGAAACCCUUAUGUAAAUUAUUUUUCCAGGACUCCCUAUUGGAUUUCCAUAUUGUACUCAUUGUAUGAAGAAUUGUAUCAAACCGAGAGGCAAAAUUCAACACCGCCAACUUAUGCGUUCAUUUAUUUUAUGUAUGGUGUACAUGCGUUACCGUAUAUUAAUUCGGCGUCGAAUUUUAUUUUGUAUGGGUUACUGAACCGACAGGUGAGAGGAUUUUUCAGACUUGGGUUUGAGAAAUUUUAGAUAAAUAAAAAUCUUCUAAAUAAUUUUCCAGCUUCACAACACUUCUGAGCGAAAAUACACUCGAAAUGGUGGACUUCGCCCCGCAUCUCACGCAAUAACAACCAACACUAGACCAGAAUUUAGUGAACUGAUAGCAAUUCGUAAGUCAAAAUAUUUUUUUGUUGUUGUCUGCAUGUUAAUUUUUUUUGUGCAUGACUCAAAUAUGAUAACAAAAAGUUGCAGAAUCUCCACUUCGUCCAGAUUCGCGUCUUUCAACUUUCGAAAAAGAAAAAGAUAUUGCAGUGAUGAGUCCGCUUGUAGUUCAAGAGCCAAAUGAAAAACAACGAGUUUGAUUUUUUUUCAUUCAUUGAUUUCUUUCUGAUUCCAUUUUUUUAUGUUCCGACUCUUUUUGCACCCUGUUUUUAGUUUUUUUUCUUCCUUUUUUUGUUUUGAUUUCAUUCCGCAACUAUCUUUUGCCCGCCUUCUUUCUGGAGAUUUGGAAAAUUUGAGAAAAAACGUUUAGGAUACGACAAUCAAAUUCAACAUCAUCGAUGCUGACGAUUCAAUUUUUAAUUGGAUUACUCCUGAUACAGAUUCAGUUAUUCUAUAA
This is a messenger RNA of Caenorhabditis angaria, 4250 nucleotides long. NCBI's taxonomy places the organism in Eukaryota, Metazoa, Nematoda, Chromadorea, Rhabditida, Rhabditidae. The record is from the annotation of a GenBank genome assembly.